This is a messenger RNA of Trichoderma harzianum CBS 226.95, 456 nucleotides long. RefSeq lists its product as hypothetical. The record is from RefSeq and is a predicted model, not a curated record. The transcript has a single exon. The coding region runs from base 1 to 456 and encodes 151 amino acids. NCBI's taxonomy places the organism in Eukaryota, Fungi, Ascomycota, Sordariomycetes, Hypocreales, Hypocreaceae.
AUGCCUGAACCGACGACAUCAGAGGGACAAGCUAUCCGUGCCCGACUGGUCAGAAGACGCAUAGAUAGAGACGUUCUCAGCGUCCUCGACAGCCCAAUCUUUUGGGAUGAUGGCCGGGAUUAUACUCUUUUUGACACGAUCAGAUCGCUCAGAUUCAGUUCAGAGGAGGGCGUUCCAUUUGCAGAGAUCGUGGACAUUGUCGAGGAGGAAUUGACUGAGCGGCAACUGUCUCGGGAGAAGCAAAAGAAAGUCUUUACUAUUCUCGGCUGGUACUUUGAGUGUCCCCGAUGCGCAAAGGAUAGGACGGCCGAUAAAUUCGAGGACACGCAAUUCUACCUCUGGACAUCGACUGAGCGGGCAGAGCCGAUUUUGCAGAGCAGCGGGCCUUGCAUUCCUUGCCAGCAACAGCCAGAUGCAGAUGAAUUCGAAAUACGGAAUGAAUACUACACGUGGUAG